AUGAACCAGCAAUUUCAGAACUUUAGGCAGUACGGUAAUGGCUCGGCUUACGGGAACUUUGGCGGUUCGCCGAAUCAGAACCAAAAGCAUUUGAGGGGGAGACCUCGACGUAUGCUUAUGAGAGAGCUGGUACAAAGUAAAGAAUCGGGAACCGAACUUGUUGGUUAUUCCAUGGGUGUCGUUCAGUCACCUUUGAGAAAAGACUCAGUAUUGAGUUCCAGACAGAAUGCUAGAUACGAUGGGCUCGAACACGGAGAUCCAGAUCUGGCUCCGUGGGCUGUGCUGAAGUCCCGAUUUAAACGCUACGAUGAAGUAACAUUCCCCAUUUCUUUGUGCACUCACUUACAUCGUCACUUGCUCUCAUGUGCCCAACUGCAUGAUGGUAACACUGGUACUUCGGCAAAUACAGAAGGCAAUGAUCCUGUUUUUGAUCUUUCGAAACUCGUCCCGGCUGAGUUUUGCGACCGAGAUGUGAAUUGUUCUCUCAAAGUCCUUUCUAAGCGUCCAACGAUGUCAACGGAUGAUUCCACUGAUGAAGACGGAAAAGUUAGACGAUGGUUACAGGCUGGUCCAAUUACACAGACUGAGGGUGCUUCAACGAAUGGUGAAAAUGGCUCCCGACCUCUGCCUGUACAUUUGAGGACUGUGUGUCUAGAAAUCUAUGAAUCACUACUUCCAAAUUUAAUCGCUUUCAUCAGUGAUAUUUGUGUGAGAUACCAGGCCCUAGGUCAGCCUCCUCAGGUCAAAUACCUCUACAGUCCCUCCGGUGAGCGUCGCUACUUCUUCGACAUACACAACACUCGUUAUGGCAAUCGUCUACACAUUUCCCAGGUUACGGACUUUCAUCGAAGCGUUAUUGGCAUCCCUUUGGAAUCGUUGGUGACCUUUAGGGACCGACUUACUCAGCUUAUUGAUGUCCUUAAACUUGAAGACGGGAAACAUGUUCGAGAGGCCCUCGAGAAGUACUCCAGUCGUCCAGUUCGUCGUCGACCUAUCCGUCCGACGUCAUGCAGCCAGUCGGCGACAAUGGCUACUGUUGAUAGUCAACAUAUGGCGCAAGCUUCGCUUGUAGUUGAGAACCAGGCGUCUUCCAAAAAAUCUACCAAGGCAGAUAAGGGUUCUCGUGAGACACCCUCAUCGCAGCAUAGAAACCCACCACCGCCUCAGUUGACAGCGAAGCAUCAUGUCACGUCUUCCGAAUCGCAGACGAUGUCUCAAGACCUGGAGCCCGAAAUAAAGGAAAUACCGAUAGAAGCACAACAAGUAGUGUCUGAAAAAGAGCAACAGGAACUUCAGCAACAGCAUCAAACAAAAACGAACAAGAAAAGGAAGAAUUCAAAGAAGAAACCUGCUGCAACGAAUGCAAUAAGGACCGAAGUUGUUGAAGUAAAGGAAGGCUCAAAGGAUUCUGUACCAGAACGAAAUGGAGACUAA
Messenger RNA from Mesocestoides corti, 1434 nucleotides. The record is from the annotation of a GenBank genome assembly. Lineage: Eukaryota; Metazoa; Platyhelminthes; Cestoda; Cyclophyllidea; Mesocestoididae.